Molecule: messenger RNA, 5004 nt
Organism: Podarcis raffonei (Aeolian wall lizard)
Lineage: Eukaryota; Metazoa; Chordata; Lepidosauria; Squamata; Lacertidae
Gene: MEP1B
Product: meprin A subunit beta
Exons: 15
Coding region: 1871-3934 (687 amino acids)
Biological process (GO): proteolysis
Cellular component (GO): membrane
Molecular function (GO): zinc ion binding; protein binding; metalloendopeptidase activity
Source: RefSeq, a predicted model, not a curated record
AUUGCUGAAAUGUGAAAGACCAAAGUCUGCCCCUGACAGCUCUGACACAGCACAGCUUUGUGAAGGGUUGGGAAGGUGUGCUUCAUUGAGUCCAGGUCCCCCCACGUUCCAAGGAGCAGUGCAAAAUUGCCUGUGGGAAAAGAAAGUAAUGCUAAAACUUCACUUUAACCUUUUGUGCAUACUACAAAGCAGCUUAUAUCCAAGAAAGCAGGCAAUCUGCAAUAUAUGGCAAUGACUAAUAUAAAAAAAAUGCACUGAUGCAGUUUGCAGUUUUUGUAUUUAAUUCCAUUUCAUUCGACUGGUUUUAUGAGCAGAAGUCUAGCUAUGUGCAUUAGACUGAUUGCAUGGAUUACAUGUGCCUAAAAUUCCAUUUUCAGUUUUAUGAUCCCAUUUACUAGUUCUCUGAAUCUGGUGGCUUUCUCUUGUUAAUGUGGGAGAAGUUGAUUGGAGAAGGUUAUUGAUUGCCCUUGUAAGUUUUUCUACUGAAUUACUGUAUGUGGCUUCUACUGUUUAAAAAAACAAUACAGGAAAAGUACAAAUUGAGAGCUGAGUGUUUUUCUUUCAAAAUAACCAUGCUGAACUCACUUCAUAACUGUUGGGAGAGAGAAGUAAAGAAUGAACAACUGGCUUUUGAGUAAGGGAGAAGUACAACAUACCGUAGGUAGUAAAUUAUUACAGUAUAAGCAAUAAUUUCAUUCAUGUUAUCUGCUUGGCAAUUGGAAUUUAUUCUGUUCUUUGUGGGCUCUUUGAUCUAUGGAUAUAUUUUUUAGCAUUUACUUUUCUCUCUAACAUAGCAGCCUGCUGCUUCAUCACACAUAUUAAGGCUGCAAUCCUAUAUAUACACUUACCUGAGAGUAGGGAUGGGGGAGUAAUUUCAUUCAGUUUCCAUUUCAAAGCCAACCUACCCUAAUUCAUGCUUUCUGAAACAAUAUGACAACCGAAACACAAACAUCCUUUGAAAGUCGCACUUCGAAAGGUCCAAAGGCUGGCAUUGAAGAUGUAUGCCUUUGUAAUGAGAUGGAUCCUCUUAUGCUAGACAUAAUCUGUAUUUCUCAUACUUUGGAUGCUGCGCCCACUUUGUUUACUCAAGAGACAAGGUAGGAUUGGCAGUUUCCAUUUUGCAAGUGUCAGAUAGCCAUAACUGCAAGGGUUCUCUUCCCUUCCUGGGAGAUGUUCCAGGCUAGGGCCAAGGUGAGCUCCUCUUCUAGUCAUCGGCAGGAAACAGAUUUAUUUCAGUGGAGUUAAUGAAAAAGAGGGUCACCACUGAAAAAUCUUCAAGGUUGAUGAAUAGUUACCCCAUAACUCUAUCUGGAUAAGCCAUCACGUAAUAGUACUGAUAGGGGUGGAGUCGAUUGCAGUGUGAUCCUGACCAAGGCAUUCCCAUAACAGUAAUUGAAGGGAAAUGUAGGCAACACAGACAAAAUCUGAUGAAGAAUUUUAAGAUUGGCUUCUAAAUAAAGAUCUUCACUUCUCCAAAGAUCAGCAGUACAGAUCAAUACCACUGGUUUGGACCUAUGGAGGUCAUGGAUCUGAUAUAUAGGAUCCUAGAGCGAGGCUGAUCAAGGUAACCAAAGAGAUUUUGAGGAGAGGAGGAAUUAAAUGUACUGUGUCCAAAAUUCUGUCAGCAUAAGCAAUUUAGCUGCCCAAAUGGAAUGAUCCCUGCUCUCCUUCUCUUAAAUGUUCUGAGUUUUCCCCCAAACUUAAGCUGAAUGUGGCUGUGCAAAUAACUGAGUCUUUGUCUAGGUUCAUCAUGAAGAUACCUUGUUUGAGGCAUCGCAUUUGGUUACUUCCACCAUCUUUAUCCAACGAGAAGUAUAUAAAGGUAGAAGAAGACCAAUCAACAAUCAUUUUAUUCUGGCACUGAUGUUCGAUGAAAAAGUUGAAAUGCCCUCUUGCUUCAUUCUGUCAAAAGCCUGUUCAAGAACUACAGGAAAGAAAUGAAGACAGUGGAAUAGAUCAAGAUAUCUUUGAUAUCAAUGAAGCAUUGGGACUGAACUUGUUCGAGGGUGAUAUCAAACUUGAUGAGAGACCAGAACGUAACUCCAUUAUUGGCAAUGAAUAUCGAUGGCCUCACACCAUUCCAUAUGUCCUUGAGGACAGCCUAGAUAUGAAUGCAAAGGGGCUGAUCCUCAGUGCAUUUGAACAGUAUCGCCUAAAAUCCUGUAUUGAUUUCAAACCCUGGGAAGGCGAAGCAAAUUACAUAUCUGUCUUCAAAGGUAGUGGUUGCUGGUCCUCUGUGGGAAACCGCCGAAAAGGGAGGCAAGAACUCUCCAUAGGAGCCAACUGUGACAGGAUUGGGACGAUUGAGCAUGAAUUCCUUCAUGCACUGGGAUUCUGGCAUGAACAGUCACGAUCUGAUCGAGAUGAUUAUGUCACAAUAAUGCGAGACAGAAUUCAAGAGGGUAAGGAAGGAAACUUCAACAAAUAUGAUGAUAAAAGAUCUGACUUCCUUAAUGUCCCAUAUGACUAUAACUCUGUAAUGCACUACAGUAAAAAUGCCUUCAGGAAUGGAACAGAACCAACAAUAGUAACAAAUAUACCAGCCUUCAUUGAUGUGAUUGGACAGCGCAUGGAUUUCAGUGAAUAUGAUAUCCGGAAGCUGAGUCGACUCUACAACUGCACUUCGUCUUUAAGCUUUAUGGAGACGUGCAGUUUUGAAUUUGAAAACGUGUGUGGCAUGAUUCAAAGUACAGAAGAUAAUGCUGACUGGCAGCGCAUAACCCAGGUUCCUAGUGGACCACAAACGGAUCACACCUAUGUUGGAAUCUGCCAAGAGACUGGCUACUUUAUGCAUUUUAACACCAGUGCUGGAAGUGUUUCAGAUCGAGCGGUUUUAGAGAGCCGAUUUCUAUAUCCCAAGAGAGGUUUCCAGUGCCUACAAUUCUAUUAUUACAACAGCGGAAGUGAAAGUGAUCAGCUGAAUGUUUUAGUCAAGGAAUACACUGAUGCAAGCCCCAAUGGUACCCAAAGGCUUGUGAAAACGAUACAAGGUUCACCUGCAGGCUACUGGGAGUUACACCAUGUGUCUUUAAAUGUUGCAAGUAAAUUCCGAGUAGUAUUUGAAGGCAUAAAAGGAUCCGAUGCAUCUAAUGGAGGCCUUUCCAUUGAUGAUAUCAACCUGUCAGAAACUCAGUGCCCUCACCAUGUUUGGCAUAUAAGAAAUUUCACUCAGCUGGUUUCAAGCGCUACAAUACAAUAUAGUCCACCCUUUUACUCUCCCAAAGGGUAUGCAUUUCAGAUUGGUUUGCUCCCCACCAGUUCAUUUAAUUUACACAUACAUUUGCACUUGAUCUCCGGUGCAAACGAUGACCGGUUGCAGUGGCCUUGUGCAUGGCAACAAGCUACAGUGCUUCUGCUUGAUCAGCAUCCAGACAUCCGCCAACGUAUGUCAAAUCAAAGAAGUAUAACUACAGACCCAAGCCAACUAGUAUACGAUAGACCAGACAACGUAGGAAUAGUCGCUACUUUUCCUAAUGGCACUGAAUUCAUGAGAGGUCCUGCAACUGAAUUCAGUUCCUUUAUAACACAACAAAGGCUUGAAAGUCGUGAGUUUGUUAAAGAGGAUAGUAUUUUCAUUCUUACAACAGUGGAAGAUAUAUCACAUUUAAUAUCAACUCAGCCAAAUUCUACAGCCAUCACUCCAACUACAGCCACUAGUGUGUGUGAGGCCUAUGGUUGUCAAAAUGGUGGAAUCUGCAUUCUUGAAGAGGGGAAGCCAGUUUGCAGAUGCCCUGUAGGUGCAGAUUGGUGGUAUGUGGGAGAAAAAUGCGAGCAGAAGGGAUCCACACAGGACACAGUUGUGAUAGCAGUUGCCUCGUCUCUGUCUAUAUUUGCCGUUAUGUUGAUCAUCACCAUUGUGACGACCAGCUGUAUUAAAAAGAAAUAUAGGAAAAAAAUGGAAAGCCUGGGUUUACAAAAUAAAACACCUCUCUGAAGAUAGUGAAAGUUUGGAAACCAAAAUGGAUGGCCUCACUUGAACACAUUAUUCAUAACUUCAUGUCCAGCACAGUUUCUCCUUUGCCAACAGACAUUUUACUUACAGGAAAAAAGGGAAAGGAAAUUAUUUGUGUGAGAGUUUAAAUCAAUGCAAAAAAAGCGGCUAAAAGUGGUAUUUUAAAUUUUGAGAUGGUGCAAGUUUAAGGAUUUCUCUAGCAUGGUAUAUGUCCUGGAUAAGCAAAGUGGUCAGAUUUCUUUAUUUCCACCACAUAAUUUAUGAAACGAAACUGGGAGGUUUCCCUUCUGUAUAAACAAUAUGGACCCUGAGUGAAGACAUGUGUCCUAAUUUUUUUCCAGAGGGGUGUCAUUUGCAGGUAGUUCCCCUCCAGAAUCUUUAAAUGGCUUUUUAAACAUGUGAGUUCAAAAAAUUGUUUGGGGAUUUGGCACGAUAGCAUUUCAAGGGGGAAAGUGGGUGGAAAAUCACAUAUGCUUCAGUGGCAGCCCUUUUCUGAAAAACUCAUCAACUGCCUGGCUGCUUUGUGAACUCAAAGGUAUAAAAAGCUGUUAACCUCCCUUCUAGGGAGGUAACCGAAGUUCUAAGAUGUGUUUAGGGCAUUUCCACUGGGGAUGGCUAUAUCAGUUGUGCUAAAUAUUAGCAAAACCUCUUUGGGGAUAACAGAACCUGCCUCCUUUCUUCCAAUAUACUGAAUGAUGGAGCUUCCCAAUUUUAUUUAUUAGGUUGUUAAAAUGUGCCCAAGGAUAAAAGUAGCUUAUUGUAGGCACCAUCAGACAAAAUGGGGAGAAGAGUUGUAUUACUGAGGUUAGCCUUUAUUAUCUUGCUAACACUGCAUAACAGAGUUGUACAAGUAUGAUGAGCAAAGGAUAAUAAAAACAUCAAUGCCCUAUUAACUUUGUAUGCUCCUAUGUAUUAAUAGGAGAUGGAUCUUCUCUACUGAAUGUCCCCAUUGUAAAGAACUCUCAUUACCUUCAAAGAUCAAACACAAAAUAGCUUUAAUAUACUUGCAGCCAUGAAUGUAUUGUAUUAAAAGGUGCCAGUGAAGAAAAACA